GAUACUCUGUCACAGACGUGCUUUAGAAUCGAACCCACCCGUGAGAGUGAACGUUAAACCGGUUUUUUCUUAUUUAACGUCUGUAAUUCAUUGUUAAAGUUUAAACAAAACGCUGUGUGUUAUAUAAAAACACGUAAAUAAUAUUGCGAAAAAGAGCUGUUAAACUGUUGAAUGAAAUAAAGUUCGUACAAGUGAAACUUCAUAUAUAACAAGGUGAUAAAAACGAAGUGGAACGUUAACAUUAUCGUUACGAGAUAUUUUUCAAAGACUUUAAUCGUUGGACAGCCGAGAGAUCUUUAAAACAAGUUGAAAUCAAAUUUUUAUUUAGUAGUUGUUCGAGAAAACGAAAACUAUUAAAAGUGUUCCAAAAGGAUACUUGAAUUCUAUGACAGGAUAAUUGUCUCCUCGCGUGUAGCAAAGAUGGCCGAGUUGAAGGAACAACCAAUCAGAAGGGAGCACGAUUCGAUGGACGAUUUUGAGCAUCUCGAACACGUCCAGGAUGGACAAUCAAGUCAUCUGGAGGCCCAUACGGAAAAAGUACAAGAAAAUCAGGAACACAGUUUGAACAUGGAAAAGGAUAUGAUUAAUUUUUCACCUAAUCAAACGGUAAACGAACCGGAAGAUCCUAGAAAAGCGACGCUGCUUCUGUUAGAGUCGGAGAAAGGUAAACCGGCCGCGGAGGAUAAUUUUGAGGUUAGACCGAAGGAACCGGAGCACGAUUUGUUGAUGGGUAAGAUAGAAGAUCACUCAGAAGUUAUGAACGUUGAACCGAUCAGCAAAAAGGACGAAGAAAAACAGAAACCCGUUGAAAAAGCAGAAAUUAAAGACAAGAAAAUCGUUGAUCACGAACCGGCAGUCGUUUCUUCCACGGAAAAAAAAGCGGACGAUGCAUGGAAUGUUAUUGAAAAAUCUCAACCGAUUGUCGAAUCUAUUUCGAAGGAACCAAAAAAAGAUACCAGUGCCAGUGAAUAUGUGCUCGCUGAAACAGGAAAGAAGGAACAAAUCAGUGCGCCGGUAAGCAGGGAACUUGAAUUUGAAUCGGAACCAGAAGAAUCGCCGGCGAAAAGCUUCAAGUCUGUAAAGCAAGAUUCAAGAACGGAAAGAAUAGAAGAAGUGGAAAUUGCGCCAAAGGAGAUUUUCAGCAGCAUGGGAAUUGACGCAUGGUUUAACCCUGAUAGACUGAAUCCAAAAGUGGCAGCUUUAAUUUACUGGCGUGAUCCAAAGAAAUCAGGAGCCGUUUUUGGAUGCAUACUUGGAGUGCUUCUCUCGCUGGCCUACUUCAGUUUGAUAAGCGUUCUUGCUUAUCUCUCUCUCCUCGUCCUUACCGGCACCAUUGCCUUCAGGAUCUACAAAACCGUCCUACAAGCUCUCCAGAAGACCUCCGAUGGACAUCCUUUCAAAGACAUUUUGGAACUUGACUUGACGUUGUCCGCGGAGAAGGUGCACGAAGUCACGGUCGUGGCUGUUGCACAUGCAAAUGCAACGGUCAGCGAACUGCGUAGGCUCUUCCUUGUAGAGGACUUUGUCGAUUCCUUGAAAUUUGGUGUUCUUCUUUGGUGCCUCACUUACGUGGGUUCUUGGUUCAAUGGCAUGACUCUGAUCAUAAUCGGAGUAAUUGCCCUGUUUACACUACCGAAGGUCUAUGAAACAAAUAAGGCACAAAUCGAUCAGAAUCUAGCCUUGGUGCAUGGCAAGAUCAAUGAGCUCACCGCUAAGGUGAAAGCUGCAAUACCGCUUGGUAAGAAAGAACCAACAAAGGAAGAAUAAACAACAAGAACAUACCACCACGCGGGGGCAAAAGAAACUUAAGCGAAUUUGUCGGGCAACUGGAGAAUCCAUGCAGGAAUGAAACGAAGAACAGUGCUGUAAACAAGUUGAAGAGAUGAGAAAUUUAUUUAAAAAACAAGAAAACAAACACACACACACACACACACACACACACACAUACGUAUUGUUCAGUGGAGAAUCGCGAGGGAAAAUGCUUGCGAGAAAAUGUCGAACAAUUGAAGAAAGAAAAAUAACAGUGGAAAUAAACAUAUAGCAUACUACGAAGGAGAAAGAUUGUAGGAAAGAGUUCGUUAGUAUGUUAAGGUUUAAUCUAAUAAAAUAAAUUUUUUUAAAUUCUGGAAUUAUCGAAUAUGAACGAAAAAAGUAAUAAAAGUAGCAUCAGUAGAGAAGCAUGGCUUACAAAGAACUGUAAUGAGAAAGUAUUCAAAAUAUACAUAUAUAUAUAUAAGAAAAUGAAGGUAAUAAUAGAAUCUCUAAAAAUUCUGAAAGAGUGAGAAAAAAAGAUAUAAGUAUGAACAGAAAUAGAAAUGUUAAAACCCAAGUCGAAAGGACAACGAAAAGAACGUAAACACACAGUCUUCUGAUGUUUAGUCAUGGGCAGCUGGAUUUCAUUGUCCGACGAUGUCGUAAACGCGAGUUUUCCUUUUCUGGAACUACAAGAUGUCCCUGUUGAUGGAAAUAAACAAAAAGAAGUAACGUUUA
Molecule: messenger RNA, 2490 nt
Organism: Osmia lignaria (orchard mason bee)
Lineage: Eukaryota; Metazoa; Arthropoda; Insecta; Hymenoptera; Megachilidae
Gene: Rtnl1
Product: reticulon
Cellular component (GO): axon; endoplasmic reticulum membrane
Source: RefSeq, a predicted model, not a curated record